AUGUUGGCAAACAUUUUGUUUUCCUCGAGCAGUUUAUCUGAUGCUCUUUGUGACCCUAAUGUGGCUGUUGGAGUGUUUUUUUUUUUCAUUAUUUACACUAUUCUGAAAGCUUCUUACCGGCUCUGGUUUCAUCCAUUAGCCGGUUUCCCCGGGCCUAAGUUUGCAGCUGUGACAACUGGCUACGAGUUUUACUAUAGUGUCAUCAAAGAUGGCAUGUUCCUUUGGAAGCUCAUAGAGUUGCACGAACAAUAUGGCCCAGUUGUCCGCAUCACCCCAAAUGAGCUUCACUUUAGCGACCCCGAAUUCCAUAGCGAGAUUUACUCCGGUCACAAGAACCCAAAAGACAAAUAUGCGCCAUUCUACCACUUCACUGGUGCUACACAGUCUGCAUUUGAGACACACGACCACAAGCUGCAUAACUCCCGCCGCCAGCCGCUGAUGAGCGCUUUUUCCAAACGAUCAAUUGUGGCUAUCGAGCCACUGAUUUUAGAAAAAGUCAAUAUGCUCUCACAGAGAUUCGAAACAGCUUAUCUGAAUAAAACCGUUAUCAAGCUGGACUCUGCCUUCUCAGCUCUAACAGCAGAUAUCACUUCACAGUACGCAUACGGUCGGUGCUUCGGCUACCUGGAAGACAAAGAUUUCAAGAAUGACAUUCGAGAGAGCUUACUUGCGAGUCUUACUUUGUUUCACAUUGUCAGAUUCUUCCCCAUCGUUAUGAAGGGAGCAAAAGUCUUGCCGUUUCGAGUGGUUCAGUCUCUAAAUCCCAUGUUAAGUAAGGUGCUAGGCCUUCGGAAACUAAUCAACGCUAUUACAAUUGAAGAACUUCAUACAAUGAAGCAAGGAAAGACCAGCGAUGCAAUGUUAAUACAAGUACUCAAUAACCCAAGCAUCCCAGAAUCGGAGAGAAGUCUGGAGAGGCUCAAUGAUGAGGGCUUUGUUUUCAUGAAUGCAGGAACUACAACAGGAAAGACACUGGCUUUCAUUAUGUUUCAUUUACUUAAAGACAACGGAGCUUACUACAGUGUACUCCAACAGGAACUUAUAAAGACCUUUCCAGAGGGUAUGGAACGUUUAACAUGGAAAGACCUGGAAACCCUGCCAUACCUGAGGGGCGUCAUCUAUGAAGGUCUUCGCUUGUCCAUUGGACCAUUGACUAGACUCCCCCGGGUUGCCCCUACUGAACCACUUAUUUACCAGGGCCGUGCUAUCCCACCAGGUACUGGAAUAAGCGAGUGUAAUUACUUUCUUCAUAUGGACCCUGUUCUUUUCCCAAACCCUGCAAAGUACCUUCCACAGCGUUGGAUUACUGCUGAAGAGAAUGGAGAGCGUCUGCAAAAGUAUAUUGUUACGUUCGGCAAAGGAACAAGGCACUGUCUAGGCAUGAAUUUGGCAUAUGCAGAAAUGUUCAUGACAGUUGCUGUCAUAGUUAGACGAUUCUGUCUAGAACUACAUGAGACGACAGAAGCGGAUGUAGAAGUUAUUAAGGAUAGGAUUUUCGGAUACCCUCGAAAUCCAUCUCAAGGCGUCCGUGUUUUAACGACAAAGCUUACUUAG
Trichoderma virens Gv29-8 is the source of this 1554-nucleotide messenger RNA. RefSeq lists its product as uncharacterized. The transcript has 5 exons. The coding region runs from base 1 to 1554 and encodes 517 amino acids. Gene Ontology annotation, molecular function: oxidoreductase activity, acting on paired donors, with incorporation or reduction of molecular oxygen; heme binding; iron ion binding. NCBI's taxonomy places the organism in Eukaryota, Fungi, Ascomycota, Sordariomycetes, Hypocreales, Hypocreaceae. The record is from RefSeq and is a predicted model, not a curated record.